Molecule: messenger RNA, 662 nt
Organism: Vicia villosa (hairy vetch)
Lineage: Eukaryota; Viridiplantae; Streptophyta; Magnoliopsida; Fabales; Fabaceae
Product: sugar transporter ERD6-like 7
Exons: 4
Coding region: 40-288 (82 amino acids)
Biological process (GO): transmembrane transport
Cellular component (GO): membrane
Molecular function (GO): transmembrane transporter activity
Source: RefSeq, a predicted model, not a curated record
GUUCCUUUGGAUAUUGGGAGACUAGCAACAGGAUAUGGAAUGAGAGUCUUUUCAUUUGUGGUUCCUAUCUUCGUAGCAGAAAUCUCACCAAAAGAACUCCGAGGAGCCCUCACUAUAUUAAAUCAGUUCAUGAUUGUUCUUGGGGCAUCCGUGUCAUUCGUAAUUGGAACAGUACUUUCAUGGAGGGCUUUAUCUUUAAUUGGACUUAUUCUCGCUGCUGUGUUGCUUUUGGGUCUAUUCUUCAUUCCAGAGUCUCCUAGAUGGCUUGUAAGUAAUAAAUUUCUAUAAAAAAUUUAAAAUAUAAAGUGUUUAGCACUACACCAAGAGUGCUAAUGAUUGACGCAAUUACAAGUGGACCAAUUGCUGAUUUCGUCGGCCGAAAGUGAAGACAUGGAUGAUACAAGAACAAGAAGAAGAGGUAGUAGCAUUACAUACAAAUUAAGCUUUAUAUCUGAUGGUAAGCAAUUCUUUUUUCAUGACAAUACGAAUUGGAUGCUGGGAGAUAGAAAUAUCAUCUGACUUUUGAAUAGUUAGGAUAAAUAAAAUCAAAAGUUUACAUGUCAAUUAAUGUUUUGACUUUUGAAUAAAUUCAGUGAACUAGGUUGGUGCAUUUAGUUGUAAACCUAUAAACAAUUAAACAUUUUGCUUCCUCAAUCUAGAGC